CUUCAGCCGCUGCCCAAUGGCUUCGCGUGAUGGGGGGAGAGGGGGCGUGAAGCCCAAUCGCAGCGCCAUCACAGUUGAGGGCAGAGAGGUUAGGAAGCCGGCAUGGCGCUCCGGUCAAUAAAAUCGAUAGCUGGAAGCUGCCUGUGUUUCAGGCAAAGGCGGUGCAGAAGCAGCGCCGCCAUCUUCCCCGAAGGCAUCUUCCGGUGCCUUGCACCCAAAUUCGAGCAGGAGUUUCCUGAAUAGCAGCGCAAGGUUUCCGUUAGCCCCGCAGGCGGCCGAUUCCUAGCCCCUGCGGACCUCCGCAGGCACGCUCAGCCCCGGUGCAGCGCGGCCCCCAAAUCCCAGGGUCCGCCGGCGCCCAGGCACCGAGGCCCGGGCGGGGAAGGCCCUGGCGCCGUCUUGUCGGGUCCAAUGGCGCCGCCUUCGGCUCCGCUCUCUGCGCGGGGACCAGGAGAAACCGGACCCGGCCGGAGAAGGGGAAGGAGGCCGAGGGCUGUGAGGUUCGCGGACGUGGCCGUGUACUUCUCCCCGGAGGAGUGGGGGUGUCUGCGGCCCACGCAGAGGGCCCUGUACCGGGACGUGAUGCGGGAGAACUACGGGCACCUGGGCGCGCUCGGGUGCGCUGGUCCCAAACCAGCCCUCAUCUCCUGGCUGGAACGAAAUACCGAUGUUUGGGAACCGGCUGCUCUGGAUCCGCAGGAGUGCCCAAGGGGGAUAACAGUCCAAAGAAAAACCAGAACCAGAAAAAAGAAUGGAGAGAAGGAAGUAUUCCCACCUAAAGAGCCCCCACGAAAGGGGAAGCGAGGCCGGCGGCCCAGCAAACCCCGACUAAUCCCCAGGCAGACGUCUGGAGGUCCCAUCUGCCCUGACUGUGGUUGUACCUUCCCUGAUCACCAGGCUCUGGAGAGCCACAAGUGUGCCCAGAAUCUGAAGAAGCCUUACCCUUGCCCAGACUGUGGACGCCGCUUUUCCUACCCAUCCUUGCUGGUCAGUCACCGGCGGGCACACUCUGGUGAGUGUCCCUAUGUUUGUGACCAGUGUGGUAAACGUUUCUCCCAGCGCAAGAACCUCUCCCAGCACCAGGUGAUCCACACAGGGGAGAAGCCCUACCACUGCCCUGACUGUGGCCGCUGCUUCCGUAGGAGCCGGUCCUUGGCCAAUCACCGGACCACACAUACAGGCGAAAAGCCCCACCAGUGUCCUAGCUGUGGGCGUCGUUUCGCCUACCCCUCCCUGCUAGCCAUCCACCAGCGAACACACACUGGAGAGAAGCCCUACACUUGCCUAGAAUGCAACCGUCGCUUUCGCCAGCGCACGGCCCUAGUCAUCCACCAGCGCAUCCACACUGGGGAGAAGCCCUACCCGUGUCCAGACUGUGAGCGGCGUUUUUCCUCAUCCUCUCGCCUGGUCAGUCACCGGCGAGUGCACUCUGGGGAGCGUCCCUAUGCCUGUGAGCACUGUGAGGCCCGCUUCUCCCAGCGCAGUACGCUGCUCCAGCACCAGCUCUUGCACACAGGCGAGAAGCCCUACCCCUGCCCAGACUGUGGACGUGCCUUCCGGCGGAGCGGCUCCCUAGCCAUACAUCGCAGCACGCACACAGAGGAGAAGCUGCACGCCUGUGAGGACUGUGGCCGCCGUUUUGCCUACCCCUCGCUCCUGGCCAGUCACCGGCGUGUUCACUCAGGCGAGCGGCCCUAUGCCUGUGACCUGUGCUCCAAGCGCUUUGCUCAGUGGAGUCACCUGGCACAGCACCAGCUCCUGCACACCGGGGAGAAGCCUUUCCCCUGCCUGGAGUGUGGCCGUUGCUUCCGCCAGAGGUGGUCUCUGGCUGUCCAUAAGUGUAGUCCCAGGGCCCAAAAUGGUAGCCCGAGAUCUGCUGUAGGCGGGCCCAGCCAGAAGGGCAGUGCCCUUUAAAAAAAGCAGGACUGCGAAAGUUCAUUGCAUUUCAUGGAGGGGCCCAGAGAAGAGAAAGAGAAGCCCUAGGCCAGACAGGGCAGAGUCAGAACUUAAGCUCGGGUCUCUUGCCCCGUAGGCCUGAAAUUUAGUAUUUUCUACCACACUGGCUGCCUUCUGUGUGAGCUAGUACAUGGUCCCAUUAGGAGCGGUGCCCUCAUGUGAUUCAAGUUUUCCAAGCCACCCCAUCCUAUAAGAAUUUCUGUGUGUGGAUAUCAGGGUUAAAGUUCUCCCCAUCUAUUUAGUGGUGGUCUGUUUUUUUCUAGUUUGCACACAGGGAUUACUUGUCCCCUUGCAUGCAGUCAGGAGAAUCCAGUUUAUAGGGGACAGGAUCUUCCCCUACUCUGUCUCUCCAAACCAGGUUUAAACAAGCCUCAUUUACCCCCCUUUUACAACACUCCUGCCAAAUGGUCUUCUACCUUUGCUUUAAAAUCUCCUUUGACAGGGAGCUCACUACCUCACAAGGCGGGUCAGUUCAUUGUGGGAUAGCGCUGACCUCUAGAUGGCUGUUAACUACCACAUCCUCCUCUGUAAGCCUUCCCCAGAAUAUAUUUGAUACCUGGCAGCCCUUUGGAUAACAAUCACAACUACUUUGCCCCCAUGUUUUUAGGUUAAAUAGCACUAACUUGGUCAAUCAUUCCUGAAAGACAGAAUUUCAAUUCUUAGAUGUAAUCUCUUUCCAAACAGGUGGUUUUUCAAUGUACCAUUUAAAGGGCCAUGCAAAAAUAAGCCAACCUGACAGUGUAUACUGUAUACCUACUUGGUCUGUACUUGUUUUAAUAGCUCUAGAUUGCAUUGGAUUUGGGGGCAGCUCUGUAUUAUUUAGAGUUUAUUAGGCUGCAGAUGCCUAAAUAUGUAAGCCUUUUUUUUUUUUUUUUUUUAAAACCUCGUUAUAAAGCUAAGUCUUCUGCACCUGUGUCUAGAAAACUGCUUGAACUUGCCUCUGGGACAUAUAAGUUCAGUGGGCUUUGGGAGAUUUAUUGUAAGGAAAAGCAGGAGCUCUGGUUUAGCAGCAAGAGUAAACAUGGCACUGGCCACUUAUUUUAGGUAACGGGUUAAGAUUAGUUUCAGGCAGCCAGUGGCUGGAAAAUCCUUGAGCACUGGGUCUGUUUCUCCCCGAUUCUUUUUUUUUUUUAGAUUUAUUUAUUUAUUUAUACAAGCACUGGGUACAGUCAGAAGCGCCGGAGGGUGAGAGAAUUCACCAGAGCCAGAGCGGG
Messenger RNA from Talpa occidentalis (Iberian mole), 3170 nucleotides. RefSeq names its product zinc finger protein 689. The transcript is spliced from 3 exons. Gene Ontology annotation, biological process: regulation of DNA-templated transcription. Bases 412 to 1914 code for a protein of 500 amino acids. NCBI's taxonomy places the organism in Eukaryota, Metazoa, Chordata, Mammalia, Eulipotyphla, Talpidae. The record is from RefSeq and is a predicted model, not a curated record.